AUGAACAUCUCACCCAGCCUGUCACAGCCCAGGGCAGAGCCUGGCUUGCUGCUGCUGUUUGAAGCUGUGUGUGCGUGUACUCAAGUGAAGUUUCUUCUUAUCGGAGUGAAAACCAGAGCCAAAAGACUGUCAGGUAUGAGGCACGAUGGUCACAAAGAUGGCCACAUGGAUUCUAUGUGGUGGAAUAGCAUGAACAAUCUUUUAACAAUCUGUACCAUUGGAAGUGAAUAUUCAAAUUUAAAUGAGGUUUCCUUCCCUGAUAAGAACAGGAAAUCUUUCCAGGAAGAGUGGAUUUGCAACGCCAGAGCCACUUGUGAGUCCCCGGUGGCUUUGCAAGUCACAGGAAUAGAACUUGCACCCGGACCUGGAACUUGGGAACAGAUACUCUACCAGGAAACUACUGUUACUGCUCAGUACGAAGAGUCUCCACUAGUGUCUUUCUACAGAAGACUCAGCUUGGAUGUCAAGAGAAAGCAGAUUUUCAGGCACAGAUCCUCACUUCUCGAGCCGUCAGGAUGGAAAAACAAGUCACUGGGGCUCUGGAAAGCAGAAUUUUUCCUCUCCCACACACGAGCUGCUUUGUCUGGUGGUUUGGAGGGAAGCGGUGCCCGUGCUUCCCUGCUUUCGUGGAAGGAUGACCUGGCUGUGCUGUCAGACUUGGACCAAGCUCCAGAGACCUUCUUUGGGCUGAAGGGUUUGGCUCUCCAGCCAUGUGAGUGCCAUCAAAUAAGCAGAACUUUGUCUGAGUUGGCUUCACCCUACCCAACGUCAGCACUCUGCUGGUGGGUGUCUCACCCUGCUGCCGUCAGUGCAGAAGGACACGUUGCUGAGGGAUGCCCACCCUGCUUACAGUCACAGAACGACAGAAUACCCCCAGUUGGGAGGGACUCACGGGGAUUACCGAAUCCAACUCCUGGCUCCACACAGCACCACUCAAACCAUAUGUCUGAGAGCACUGUCCAAACCUUUCUUGAAGUCUGCCUUGUCUCAGAGCUCCAACGUAUGAGGGGUUAGCUCGCUGUAAGGUGCCCAUUUCUCUUUUAGGACUCAAGGUCUGGGCAAAUUUUAUUAAAGACACCCCAAAAUCAGGCAUCUUGGGCAGGUCAGUCCCCGCAGCCCCAUCCUGAGAGAAGUUGUCGUGUGCCAUUCAGCAGGGGGCAGCCACCGUGGGUCAGAGCAGGAUCCCGUGGCACUGGUGGGCUGUUUGCCGUGGUGUGUUGUUCAGGCACAGAAAUAUGACACGAUAAGAUUCAGGACAGUCUCUCAGAAGGCAGCCAUGGGCGCUCAGGGCCGUCCCGGCAGUGAGUGCAGUGACAAUUUCAUUGCUGCCGCUCGGCAGUCAGUUCCCUGGGCAGGUAACUCUCGAGGUGUACUUAUUUAGUGGGGGCAAUGCCCGAGCCUGUGGCGCUGAUUUGACAUUUCUGGAUGCCCCAAACCUUCUUAAAACCUUCUUCCACGCUUCCUUGGCGCUGAGUCGAACAGCACUCCCGCUAAACAGAUCCAAGCUGGGACCGAUGCCACAGGAGCGGGGUACGCCUCCUCCCACCCCGGUUCCCCCUCCCCCGCCGCUCUCGGACAGCCACAUCGGGGACCCCCGAGCCCGGAGGGUACCCCCGAGCGGGAUCUGCCCCCGUGCCGGUGCUCGUGAUGCGGGGGACGGCGGCG
Messenger RNA from Gallus gallus (chicken), 1665 nucleotides. RefSeq lists its product as uncharacterized. The coding region runs from base 1 to 1014 and encodes 337 amino acids. The transcript is spliced from 6 exons. Lineage: Eukaryota; Metazoa; Chordata; Aves; Galliformes; Phasianidae. The record is from RefSeq and is a predicted model, not a curated record.